GCAUGGAAAUGACGAAGCAAAUUUCCCGAAGGAAACAAGGUGGCAUGAUCACUAUGCCCUUCAUCUUUGCAAAUGAAAUAUGUGAGAAACUGGCUGUGGUCGGAUUUGGUACAAACAUGUUAAGCUACUUAACAAGCGAGUUGCAUCUCCCGCUCACUCAGGCGGCCAACACCCUCACCAACUUCGGCGGCACCUCCGCCAUGACGCCGCUCCUUGGCGCUUUUAUCGCCGACUCUUUCGCCGGAAGAUUCUGGACCAUCACAUUCGCUUCAAUCAUAUACCAAAUCGGGAUGAUAAGCUUAACAGUGUCAGCAGUUGUGCCGAAGCUAAGGCCACCCCCUUGCAAAGACGGCCAAGUCUGCCAAGAAGCGAGCUCUGGGCAGCUGGGCGUGCUCUACGCCUCGCUCCUACUGACGGCGCUGGGGUCCGGUGGGAUAAGGCCGUGCGUGGUGUCGUUUGGGGCCGAUCAGUUCGAUGAGAACGAGCCGGAGCAGAAGACGAGCACGUGGAAGUUCUUCAACUGGUACUACUUCUGCAUGGGUGCAUCCAUCCUCGUGGCCAACACCGUCAUCGUCUACAUCCAAGACAACAUCGGGUGGGGCUGGGGCCUCGGAAUCCCCACUGCCGCCAUGUUUCUCUCUGUUGUGGCGUUUGUUGCCGGAUACCCUUUGUACCGGAAACUCGACCCCGCUGGCAGCCCCUUCACGCGCCUAAUGCAAGUCGCGGUCGCUGCCUUCCGAAAGAGGCACGUGCCUGUUUCGGAAGGCACGAUGUUGUACGAGAAUAGGGAGCUAGAUGUUCCUAUAUCAAUUGGUGGGAAGCUACUCCAUACCCAAAGCAUGAAGUUUUUGGACAAGGCUGCCGUGGCAACUGAAGAAGACAACCUGAAAGCCCCGAACACAUGGCGGCUGAGCACGGUCCACCGCGUGGAGGAGCUGAAAUCGCUGAUCCGAAUGGGGCCAAUAUGGGCCGCGGGAAUCCUCCUAAUCACAGCGUCUGCCCAGCAAAACACCUUCUCCCUCCAGCAGGCCAAGUCCAUGGACCGCCACAUCACCAAAACCUUCCAAAUCCCGGCCGCAUCAAUGAGCGUCUUCACACAGCUCUCCAUGCUCUCCACCAUCAUCUUCUACGACCGCCUGUUCGUCCCCACCACGCGCCGCCUCACUGGCCUCGACCGCGGCGUAUCCUUCCUGACCCGCAUGGCCGUCGGCUUCCUCAUCUCCCUCCUAGCCACGUUCGCCGCCGGAUUCAUCGAGAUCCGCCGCAAGCAGGCCGCCGCAGCCGCCGGACUGAUGGACAGCCCCCACGAGGUGAUCCCGAUCUCAGCCCUGUGGCUGAUGCCGCAGUAUUGCCUCCAUGGGAUCGCGGAGGCGUUCAUGUCGAUCGGGCAUCUGGAGUUCUUCUACGACCAGGCGCCGGAGAGCAUGAGGAGCACCGCGACGGCGCUGUUCUGGCUGUCGAUCUCGGCCGGGAGCUACACGAGCACGCUGCUGGUGACGGUGGUGCACAGGGUGAGCGAUUGGCUGCCGGAUAGGAAUCUGAAUAGGGGGAAAUUGGAGUAUUUCUAUUGGUUGAUCACGUUGUUGCAGCUGGUUAACUUGGUUUAUUACUUGAUUUGCGCCAAAUAUUACACGCUUAAGCCGGUGAAGGUUGGCGAUGAUGAUGCGAAGGCUGAGGAAGAUUGCUUUGAGCUGACGGGGCGUGUUUAGGAGAUUGAUUUCAGGCUUAAGUAUGUUUAGUUUUUAAUAAUACUACUCCAUAUGCACGGAUGCACCCCUUUCUUAUAUCUAACCGGUGGAAAUUUUAUCUCUCUUUGAGGAUCAACAACACUACUUCCCAACGACAACCACCAUAUUGAUGAUGAUGAUGAUGAUGAUGGUGAUGAUCAAAAUCAAAAUCAAAUUUUUUUUUUC
Molecule: messenger RNA, 1913 nt
Organism: Salvia splendens (bonfire salvia)
Lineage: Eukaryota; Viridiplantae; Streptophyta; Magnoliopsida; Lamiales; Lamiaceae
Product: Major facilitator superfamily protein
Exons: 4
Coding region: 3-1709 (568 amino acids)
Biological process (GO): transmembrane transport
Cellular component (GO): membrane
Molecular function (GO): transmembrane transporter activity
Source: RefSeq, a predicted model, not a curated record